AUGUCUACUACCAAUGCCAAUACUGUCUAUGGAGGAGACGAAAUCAAUGCCAUUAUAUUGGACAUUGGCUCGUUGAAUACACGGAUAGGAUAUGCAGGAGACGAUUUCCCCAAGAUCAUCACUGCUUCAAGCUAUGGACAAUUAUCCGAUGGAACAAGAAUAUUUGGAGAAAGUAUUGAUGUUUUGCGUCAAAAGGGCACUGAAGUGAAACGGAUUGUUGAGAAUUCAUUGAUUGUUGAUUGGGAAGCAGCCUUUGAAAUGUUCUCUUACUAUUUCAAACAAUUAAAGAUUGUUGAAAAAGACCAACCGAUUUUAAUCACUGAGCCUAUUUGGAGUACAAAUGAGUACCGUACUAGGUUAAUUGAGCAAGUGUAUAAGAGAUAUGAGUUUCCCGGAUUGUAUUUGGUGAAAGUGCCUAGUUGUAUUAGUUUCCAACAAGGAAGACCCAAUUGUUUAGUUGUUGACUUGGGCCAUGAUUCAAUUAGCGUGAGUCCUGUUGUUGACGGGAUCUGUUUGAUCAAAAGUUCAGUAAGGACGCCGUAUUCAGGAAAGUUUCUUAACAAUAUUGUGAAAGAUUUCUUACAAGGAAAGAAGAAAACCAGUAGCAAUGGAGAAGGAGAAGAGGAAGAAAAUAGACUAGUUAUUGAGCCAAGUAUAUUGAUAAAGAAUAAAGAACCAACCAAGUAUCCUCAAGAAAAGGCUGUGUUUGAAUUGAAGAAAUUGGGCGAGGAUGUUAUAGUAACUGAUCUGUUUAGACUAUAUGAGGAGGAUAAAAUAUGGCACGAGUUUAAGGAAACAAUGUUGGAAGUACCUACUCAAGAGAUGAAAAAGAAAUCAUCAUUAGGAAAAGGAAGAGGAGCAGGAGCAGGAGCAGGGGGAGGGGGAGGGGGAGGAAGAGACUGUAGUGAUGAUGAUUCUGAUUCUCCAUUGUUUUCCAAAAGAACCUUUGAGUUACCGACAGGUCAAUCGAUAACACUAGGUCAAGAACGAUUUCUCAUGGCUGAAACUAUAUUUGAUCCACUUUUAUAUAAAUUUAAUCAGUCCGAGUUGCAGCCUCCAGCGUGUAAUGGAGAAAUACCAGGGAUAGAACAUAAUACAAUAAGCGAGUACCGACCAGUCAAAAGGAUACGUCGAAGCGAGGAUGAGGAAAACGAUGUGGUAAAUAAAAAGGAAAUAGUGCGUGGUCUUACGCAAUUGAUAACUCAUGUAAUUUCCAUUAUCGAUAUUGAUUUGAGAGCAGGGCUAGCUAAUAAUAUUAUAGUUACUGGUGGUAGUUCACUUAUUGUCCAGUUGACCGAAAGAUUAUAUCACGAAUUAUCGCAGUUGAAUCCGGGACUAAAGAUUAGAUUACAUGCCACUGGAAAUUCAAUGGAGAGAAUUAACCAAAGUUGGAUAGGUGCUAGUGUUUUGGCUAGUUUGGGUACAUUUCAUCAAAUGUGGGUUAGUCAAAGGGAAUAUGAAAUGGAGGGCUCGGAGAGGAUAUUAAAUCAAAGGUUUCGGUGA
Molecule: messenger RNA, 1503 nt
Organism: Lodderomyces oxycetoniae
Lineage: Eukaryota; Fungi; Ascomycota; Pichiomycetes; Serinales; Debaryomycetaceae
Gene: ARP4
Product: Arp4p
Exons: 1
Coding region: 1-1503 (500 amino acids)
Biological process (GO): chromatin remodeling; regulation of transcription by RNA polymerase II
Cellular component (GO): SWI/SNF complex; NuA4 histone acetyltransferase complex
Molecular function (GO): chromatin binding
Source: RefSeq, a predicted model, not a curated record